AUGGUGGCUAGGGACGAGGAUGGCGAGAUCUUGGCGGCGGCUUCACACUACCCGACGGCUGCUACUUCAGCCACGAUGGCAGAGGCGUUUUGUCUCCGUUGGGCCAUGGAGCUUUCUUCACAGUUAGGAUUCAGGGGGGUGCAGUUUGAGACUGAUUGUCUUCAGCUUUUCCAUGCUUGGAAGAAGGGUGUUGGUCAUUCUCCUUUAUUUUCUUUGCUUCAGGAUUGUAAGGCUUUUGUUCGUUUGUUUGAUUGUGUUGAGUUUACUUUUACUCGUAGACAGGGCAAUACUUGUGCUGAUUUUAUGGCUCGGAACACCUCUACCCUUUCAAAUACUGUUUGGGUGGAGGAGGGUCCCCCGGGUUUAUGUAGCCUUUUACAGGCGGAUCUUUUGGCUUCUAUGCCGGUUAUGAUUUAA
Messenger RNA from Lotus japonicus, 417 nucleotides. RefSeq lists its product as uncharacterized. Lineage: Eukaryota; Viridiplantae; Streptophyta; Magnoliopsida; Fabales; Fabaceae. The record is from RefSeq and is a predicted model, not a curated record. The transcript has a single exon. Gene Ontology annotation, molecular function: RNA-DNA hybrid ribonuclease activity; nucleic acid binding. Bases 1 to 417 code for a protein of 138 amino acids.